CGCACCGGGGAACAGGGCGCCGCGCUCCGCGAUUGUAUGCGUAAGUUAGCUGAUGCCGUGGUCUACAUUCGCAACCUCUCAGACGAACAGGCCAAGCGCUCAGAUGCUCUGAUCCAACAGCAGCACCAACUAAAUCUCCUGAUGAAGCGGAGCCAAGAACUAGAGAACAAUUUGAAUCAGGGCGAGUUUGUUAGAGUUACCUUUGAACGGUGUUCUGUUAACUAA
Messenger RNA from Dibothriocephalus latus, 225 nucleotides. The record is from the annotation of a GenBank genome assembly. NCBI's taxonomy places the organism in Eukaryota, Metazoa, Platyhelminthes, Cestoda, Diphyllobothriidea, Diphyllobothriidae.